AUGAGAGCUGUCGGAAUCGAUGUUACACUCAAGAAUCUUGGCGAGCAAAAGGGUACUAAUCUCCAGCUUCCGCCCUUAGUACUCGGACGAUAUGGAAAAGACCCAGAAAAACCAACAGUUCUCGUAUACUGUCAUUAUGAUGUUCAACCUGCCUCGAUUGAAGACGGUUGGAAAUAUGAUCCAUUCGUAAUGACAGUCGAGGAAAGUGACAGGCUCUGCGGUCGCGGCACUUCAGAUGACAAGGGUCCUCUGGUUGGAUGGAUCAACAUGAUAGAGGCUUUCCAAAAAGUUGACAUGGAAGUGCCAGCGAAUUUGGUUUUUUGUUUCGAGGGAAUGGAAGAACACGGGUCAUUCGGCCUCCGAGAGGCUUUGGAGGACGAGGCAGACAAGUAUUUCUCUGACAUCGAUGUUGUCUGCAUCGCCGACGUCGUUUGGGUCAGCGACGAGCAAAUCAGCAUCCCGCAAGGGUUGAGAGGAAUCAUCUUCUAUUUGGUCACCAUCACGGGCGCGAAGCAGGAUGCUCACAGCGGCGGCUUUGGUGGCCAGAUCUCCGAGCCAAUGGUCGAUAUGGUGAACAUUAUGUCUUCGUUGGUGGACCCGAAUGGGAAGAUUUUGAUACCUGGAAUCUACGACAACGUCCAACCAGUCACAGAGAAGGAGCACGAGAGCUAUAAGAAACUGAAUAUCUCUGAAGACUCCCUUUACGGUGGCACUGGAGGAAGGAGCCUUCACGAUAAUCAGGCUGAUGCCUUGAUCGCUCGAUGGAAGAAGCCUUCUCUUAGUCUACACCGGAUUGAGAACGCCUUACCAGGUGCUGGAGCUGUCACCUCGAUUCCUGCCAAGCUAGUAGGCAAGUUCAGCAUUCGAACUGUGCCCUUCAUGAAGGCGGAAGAAAUCGAUCAUAUUGUACGGAAGUACAUUCAUGACCGUUUUAAUAGCCUCGGAAGCAAGAAUGAUAUUGAGAUUGAAGCGCACCCGAAUGACUGGUUCUACGAGGAUGCCAGUCAUUGGAAUUAUCAAGCUGCAAUUCAGGCAACCCGGAACGUCUGGGGUGUUGAGCCAGCAAUGACGUGUGAGGGCGGAAGUAUACCUAUCGCCCUAGACUUCAAGAAGAUCCUAAAGAAGAACGUUUUGUUGCUUCCUGUCGGUCGUCCUACGGAUGGACACCACAGUACUAAUGAAAAGCUGGACAAGAGCAACUAG
This is a messenger RNA of Colletotrichum spaethianum, 1203 nucleotides long. RefSeq names its product Cys-Gly metallodipeptidase DUG1. Bases 1 to 1203 code for a protein of 400 amino acids. The transcript is spliced from 3 exons. Gene Ontology annotation, molecular function: peptidase activity. Gene Ontology annotation, biological process: proteolysis. The record is from RefSeq and is a predicted model, not a curated record. NCBI's taxonomy places the organism in Eukaryota, Fungi, Ascomycota, Sordariomycetes, Glomerellales, Glomerellaceae.